AUGUUGGUCAGGAUCGGUCCCAGCCAGUUUUCAGAACAGCACCUUCUUGCCGUGGAGGACUCGGGCCAGGAGUACCCCACCCAGAAGUCACCCUCAGCUCCAUUCAUGCCUGAAGGACCCUCUGCGUCCCCUGAGCCAGACCUUCUGCUGCCCGCCAAUGCCACCAACGCCACGGACUGCGGGGAGGAUAUACUGCUGUACGGGGACACUGAGAAGGUCAUCAUCGGGACGGUCCUCUCGGUCAUCACUCUGCUGACCAUUGCGGGCAACAGCUUGGUCGUCAUCUCCGUAUGCAUCGUCAAAAAGCUCCGCCAGCCGUCCAACUACCUGGUGGUCUCCUUGGCUGCGGCUGACCUGUCUGUGGCCUUUGCCGUCAUGCCCUUCGUCAUCAUCACCGACCUGGUGGGAGGGGAAUGGCUCUUUGGGGAGGUCUUCUGCAACGUCUUCAUUGCCAUGGACGUCAUGUGCUGCACGGCAUCCAUCAUGACGCUCUGCGUCAUCAGCGUGGACCGGUACCUGGGAAUAACCCGGCCGCUGACGUAUCCUGUGAGGCAAGACGGGAAGCUGAUGGCCAAGAUGGUGUUCAUCGUCUGGCUCCUCUCGGCCUCCAUCACUCUUCCCCCUUUGUUCGGCUGGGCGAAGAACAUCACUGUGGAACGGGUGUGCCUCAUCAGCCAGGACUUUGGCUACACUGUCUACUCCACCGGCGUCGCCUUCUACAUACCCAUGGCGGUCAUGCUCGUCAUGUACAACAGGAUCUACAAGGCAGCCAAGGCCAGCGCUCAGAAGCACCGCUUUAUGGACUUCCCCAGGCCUUACGAGCCAGACGGAGCCUACUGCAUGGAGCCCGGAGCCCGGCGCCAGCCUAGCACCAAGAGGAGCAAGGCCGUGGAGCAAUGCACCACCUUGUCCAAACUCCUCCGCCAGGACCGGAAGAACAUCUCCAUCUUCAAGAGGGAGCAGAAAGCAGCCAGGACCCUGGGCAUCAUUGUGGGGGCCUUCAGCUUUUGUUGGCUCCCCUUCUUCCUGAUGUCAACGGCCCGGCCGUUCAUCUGCGGCAGCCGCUGCAGUUGCAUCCCUCUGAGGCUGGAGAGGACUCUCCUCUGGCUGGGGUACGCCAACUCUCUCAUCAACCCCUUGAUCUAUGCCCUCUUCAACCGGGACCUGAGGACUACUUUCUGGAACCUGCUCCACUGCAGCUACCGCAACAUCAACCGCAGGCUGUCCGCCGCAAGCAUGCACGAGGCCCUGAAAGCCACAGAGAAACACGAGGGCAUAAUCUAAGGCUGCGGGCCCAUGCGGACGUUGGCGUUUAAAAGCGUUGGGAUUGCUCACUAAGGGAGGCAGACCCUCCCUGCGGCUGCCCGCUCACACCAAGGACUGAGGGCUCACCUGGAUGAGCAUCUCCAGAGCAGGGCGACAAUUGUCCAGUUCCCCUGCAGCCCUGGAGAAAAAGACAGCUUCGCAAGCAAGUCUACAGAAGAUGCUAAUUCACAAAAGCACCCAAAUAAAUCUGUGCACCUAUGGCAGCCGUUUGCGGUAUAAAGGGGAAACGAGACCGGAUAUUUUGCCACGUUCAAGAAUUAUCCUAUGUGUGGUCACCUAGACGCAGCUUUACUCCUGACUGGCAGCCAGGCAGGUGCGCUCUAGUUUAAAGAGAACAAGAGAAGCAGGGUUCUCUGCCCCCGAUUAGAAGAGUUUGGAGGGAAAUUGGGGAGAGGGGAUUACAAGAUCCUGGUAAACGCCUAGUAAGGGAGAGGAAAUUAGCUGUCAAGCCAAGCGAGAAUUGUAUAUCCGAGAGGCAGUAGCAAGGCUGCUCAACAGAAGGCCUAGAUCAGCUUUCCCUGACCUGAC
Zootoca vivipara (common lizard) is the source of this 1854-nucleotide messenger RNA. RefSeq names its product 5-hydroxytryptamine receptor 7-like. Gene Ontology annotation, cellular component: plasma membrane. NCBI's taxonomy places the organism in Eukaryota, Metazoa, Chordata, Lepidosauria, Squamata, Lacertidae. The record is from RefSeq and is a predicted model, not a curated record. Gene Ontology annotation, molecular function: G protein-coupled serotonin receptor activity. Gene Ontology annotation, biological process: vasoconstriction; smooth muscle contraction; adenylate cyclase-activating adrenergic receptor signaling pathway.